UGUUUACAAAACAAAAGCCGGCUUAUCAAUCGAACAGAUUCCCAAAAUAUUCGCUCAAAAUCAGUGAAAUUUUCAACUUUGCCGCCAAUCAUGGUCAGCGAAAUCUCCCGGGGCUUCCGGGAGGACUGCUACAACUUCCUGAACGGCUUCACCAGCCACCAGUCGAUGGACUUUCGGUACUUUUGCCAAGAGUGGAAGCGAACCGGCUUCAACUACGUCUUCUACGCCCGCAACACCGAGGUCGAGCUGGUCGAGUUCACCCACGAAGCGCUCGUCAUCGUGAAGCACAUCUUCCUGGCGGCCAAACUUCCGCUGGACCGGAUCGGUGCCUUCUACCUUCUGUACGCGCUGUACUUUAAGCAACCGACGGAGCUGUUCUGUAAGGUGCGCGUCACGCUGGCCGAUUGGCGCGAGAUUAAACGGUUCGUGUUGGAGCGACCACAGGAGGAGGCGCCCCAGCUGGUGGUAAUUUUUUGGAAGAUGUUCAUCGGGGACGCGUUCCGGUUCGUGCAAGAUGAGAAGGAGUACGGGUACGAUUCGUUCUUCAUCAAGGGAGGACAGUCGAGCAAGUACGACGAUAAGGUGCGGGAAUCUUUCAAGAUCAUCCGGGAGGCGGAGAAGGAUUUCAAGAGCAUGAAGUCGAUUACGGGGCUGUUUACGGCGCUGGACGCCCUCGAGAUGGGUUACAACGAAAUGAAGGAAUCGCUGGACGAAACCGAAGCAUCGAGCAGCAACGCCACCUCCACGGACAAAAUCCCCCAGUCCAACCUGAUGCAGAGUCUGCACAAGGACCUGGACGCCAUCAUCAAGGUGCUCAGCCCCGACGAAUGCGCCGCAGCUGCAGCGGCCACACCAGCAACCGCCGACCAAGAUGCGUCCGGAGGUGGCGACGAGUUGGCCGUCCACUCGAACGAAAGCAUUGGGGCGAAGCGAUCGUCGCUGAGGGAACGUGCCUUCCGGCGGAAGGUCAACCGGCGGGACUUGCAGAUUGCCACGGCGACCGUCAGCACGACGAGCGUGGGUACGUCCGGGAGUGGCGCGAGUCCCAGCAAAGGAAUCAGGCCACGGGCAACGAAGAAGAAGGGCGUCAACACUUCGGUCUUUGAGAAUGUGACGCUUGGGUCGACGGAUAUGAGCACCGAUGAAGAUGAUCUUGCGACGUAGCUGGGAACACGCGCGACGCGGUGAUGCAAUCCGCUGCUGGUCCAGCUAUCGCCAGUGUCGGCGGAUUCUAUAUUUAUGAAGUGUGAUAAUUGAGGACGGCGACACACGUGUGUGGGGGUGGGUUUUCUCUCAAUCUCCCCCAGCAAUGCAAAUCUGUGAAUCUGAAUGGAGAUUUUUGCGUCGUUUUGUAGCUCGUUUAGGCUUAAGUACGAAUAAAUCGAAUAAAUUAUUGACUCGAAUUGA
Culex quinquefasciatus (southern house mosquito) is the source of this 1407-nucleotide messenger RNA. RefSeq lists its product as uncharacterized. The record is from RefSeq and is a predicted model, not a curated record. Gene Ontology annotation, cellular component: snRNA-activating protein complex. The transcript has 4 exons. Gene Ontology annotation, molecular function: sequence-specific DNA binding. Lineage: Eukaryota; Metazoa; Arthropoda; Insecta; Diptera; Culicidae. Gene Ontology annotation, biological process: snRNA transcription by RNA polymerase II; snRNA transcription by RNA polymerase III. Bases 91 to 1164 code for a protein of 357 amino acids.